Messenger RNA from Lolium perenne, 1807 nucleotides. RefSeq names its product aspartic proteinase 36. The record is from RefSeq and is a predicted model, not a curated record. Gene Ontology annotation, molecular function: aspartic-type endopeptidase activity. Gene Ontology annotation, biological process: proteolysis. NCBI's taxonomy places the organism in Eukaryota, Viridiplantae, Streptophyta, Magnoliopsida, Poales, Poaceae.
CAAGGGGUUGGAGCAAGCUAGCUCACAAGCUAGCUGUUCACUUUCCCUUGCACCAGCCGGUUCCUUCGAUCGUAAAUGGAGAUGAGAGUAGCGGAGGCGGCCGGUGCCAUGGCGGCGGUGGUGCUCCUGGCCACCUUCGGCGGCGCCGCCGCCGCUGCUACUUCUGCGGCCGCGCCGGCGUUGAUGCUGAGGCGCGCAGCACCGCUGAACGGCCUGGAUCAUCUCCAGAAGCUAGACAGGGCUCGCCUCGCCAAGAGAAGCGGCGUGGUGGAGUUCGGCCUGCUGGGCUUGCCCGGGAUCUAUUAUACCAAUGUGAGAUUGGGGAGCCCAUCCAAAGAGUAUACGCUGCAAUUUGACACGGGUAGUGACCUCAUGUGGGUCUCUUGCAGCUCUUGCACUGGUUGCCCGGCAACAAAUGACCUCGGUAUCCCGUUGGAGUUCUACAGGCCCAGCUCUUCUUCCACGACAUCCAACAUAUCGUGCGCUGAUGAUAGGUGCAUCGAUGCCGUCAAAGAAGGGCAUUCGGUCUGCCAAACCUCGGACUCUCCGACAAACCAAUGUGGUUACCAGGUGGCUUAUGGUAAUGCAGCCACGUCAGGGUACUACGUUUCUGACACCAUGCAUUUCGACACUGUCAUGGGAAAGGGAAAUGAGCAGCUUGCAAGUUCUUCCGCAUCUGUCUUAUUCGGAUGUAGUACCUCACGGUCAAGUAACCUACAGACAGAUGGCAUUAUGGGAUUUGGAAAGAAUGCACCAUCUGUCAUCUUACAACUCAACUCUCAAGGGGUGUCCCCUAAGGCCUUCUCACAUUGCUUGACAAGCUCACAAGAUGGUGGUGGCAUACUUGUUCUUGGAGCAGUUGCGGAGCCUGGAAUUGAAUUUUCUCCACUUGUCCCUUCACAGGCUCGUUACAACUUGAAUAUGAAGAGCAUUGAUGUCAAUGGUCAAAAGGUCUCCAUCAAUUCUUCCUUGUUUACAACAUCGAAUACACAAGGAACAUUUGUGGAUUCUGGGACAUCAUUAUCAUACCUUGCAGAUGGGGUGUAUGAUCCUGUUAUUAGUGCAAUAGAUAAUGCAGUCCCUCAAUCUAUACGCUCUUAUUUCAUCAAUGGGCACCUAUGUUACAUUAUAUCUUCCAGAAUCAAUGUCUCAUUAUUUCCAAUAUUGACACUACAUUUUGAGGGUGGUUCUCCAAUGACAGUGGAUCCAGCGAACUAUCUUUUGUUGAAGGGUGGUUCCGCAAGUCCAGACAACGAAAGCUUAAUGUGCAUUGGUUUUCUAAGGAGCAAGGAGCUCGAGGCUUACCGGCAUAUAACUAUUCUCGGAGAUCUUGUUCUACGAGAUAAGAUAUUCCUCUAUGACUUGGAAGAGAUGCGAUUGGGUUGGGUAAAUUACAACUGCUCGCAACUCAAUAAGACAACUGUGCCUGUCACCGUGCCUGUUGGUAGCGGGUCAUCUAGGCGCCGCACACCAUCAUAUGGGUCUGGACUGACUGCUCUUGUGGUCGUAGUCAUCAGUAUCAACAUCAUCUUUUCAUGGAGGCCUGAUAGCUGGUGGUUUCACCGUCAGGGAUAUUAACAACGGAGCCCAAGACGUGGGAAGGUCAAUGCGGGCAUAGAAUUCAAAGGCACUCUCGAGGUAGGAAGAGGCCUCAUGUUAAAUCGCUUACAACUAUGUUGCUGAACAAGUUAAGAGCAGUAUAUCCUUAGAAUUAGAAGAGGUUGAGACUACUCAUUGUAUCAUAAUGUAGCUCACGAUCAAGAUUUCUAUAUUUGGCAAUAUGUUAAUUGCAGAUAUUGCUUUUGCA